Molecule: messenger RNA, 456 nt
Organism: Encephalitozoon intestinalis ATCC 50506
Lineage: Eukaryota; Fungi; Microsporidia; Unikaryonidae
Exons: 1
Coding region: 1-456 (151 amino acids)
Biological process (GO): ribosome biogenesis; endonucleolytic cleavage in ITS1 to separate SSU-rRNA from 5.8S rRNA and LSU-rRNA from tricistronic rRNA transcript (SSU-rRNA, 5.8S rRNA, LSU-rRNA); ribosomal large subunit biogenesis
Cellular component (GO): preribosome, large subunit precursor; nucleus; nucleolus
Molecular function (GO): protein binding
Source: RefSeq, a predicted model, not a curated record
AUGAAUCAUUUGAAGUUUCUAACGAUAGUGGACAGUAAUGCGGUUAGAAGCUCGGAUCUGAAUCAGGAAACAUCUAAUUUAUUGAAGGGGAUUGUAAAGGAGAUAAAGACCUGCCAGUCGGCAAGGAGGGGCUCAGACCUUGUAUUUGUCCUCCCAGAGCCCAGAAUAGUCCUUCCCAAGCAAUACUUAAAAGAGCAUGUUGAGACGAGAUGGGAGAGAUUCGCAAGGGCCAAGGGAAUAAAAAGAAGAAAGAAAGGAUCUCUUGUGUACGACGAGGAGAUAGGAGAAUAUAUUCCUCGAUACGGGCCCCACAGCAAGAAAAAUAGGAUUCUGAAGGCAGCAGUGAAGGAUGGAGAAAUAACUGUGUCUGCACUUAGGAGACAAAGAAAGAACAAUAUCGAGAAAAAUGAGGCUAACAGGCUUGCCAACAUUUUUCGAAGAAGAGAAAAUAGUUAG